AUGGAUUCUGAUAACUUAACAAAACAAAUAGAAGAAGUGGAAGCUUUAAGUUCAAUUUAUGGUGAAGAUUGGACAACAGAAAGCGAAUCGAACAGGUCCUAUAACAUAAAAAUAAAAGAAAAUGAUCGUGAAGUUAUAUUGUAUGUAACUAUGCCGCCUGACUAUCCCGGCCAAGCGCCACCGAAAUAUGAAUUAUCCGCUCCAUGGAUGGAUAGAAGAGAAAAAGAAAAACUACAUAUAAGCCUAGAUGAAGUUUACUUAGAAAAUAUUGGUGAGACUGUAAUAUAUCAAUGGGUGGAAAAAAUAAGAGAAACUUUACAGAAAAUAAAGCCUAAAGAAACUCCUAAGAAAAUUAGCAAUAAUAUUACUGUUGAUGAAGUACUAGACUUGGCAUCGUUGGAAAUAAAUUGUCCAGAAAUAACUCAUGGUGAAGUUAUCGUAGAUAGAAAGAGUUCAUUUCAAGGUCAUGCAGCUGAAGUGCACAGUGUUGAUGAUGUUAAUGCAGUCUUGGCAAAAUUAAAGCAAAACAAAAAAAUCUUAAAUGCCACACACAAUAUGUAUGCUUAUCGUAUUGAAAGGAAGACAGAAAAGGGUACUUCCAUGCUUCAAGACUGUGAUGAUGAUGGAGAAACACAUGCUGGUGGCAGAAUGCUACAUUUACUCCAAAUAUUAGACCAAAAAAAUACUUUGGUUGUGGUCUCAAGAUGGUAUGGUGGUAUUCAACUUGGUCCAGACAGAUUUCGCCAUAUAAACAAUGCAACCAGACAAGUUAUACAACAAGCUGGCCUUUUGAAGAAAUGA
This is a messenger RNA of Parnassius mnemosyne (clouded apollo), 801 nucleotides long. The record is from the annotation of a GenBank genome assembly. Lineage: Eukaryota; Metazoa; Arthropoda; Insecta; Lepidoptera; Papilionidae.